AGUUUUCCAGAAGGCCACCAGAUGGACCCCUGCAGUGUGUGAACUGUGGGUGUCCAGUGAUGCUCCAUGUAAAAUUAAUGCAGGUGAGGCUCCGCGCAGACACGACCGGGCGUGUGUUCAAAAAGCCCAUCGCCGAAUUAGUAUUUGUCCGCGGGUCUACACCUGACCGACUCCCACCACCUCAGUUGUGUAACUUUCUCUGCUGGACACAGUUUUAAGUCGCCUCUUCGUACGGCCCCUUUAACUUCUGAGCCGAUUUCCAGAAAGCAACAACCUGUAACAGGCUCAGCGAUCCUCCCCCUGAUGGAUUAUUUAGCAGGCGCUCAGUCCCAUGUCGCCAUCUGCUAUAGGAAGAAAAACAGUGCGGGAAUAUUCUCUGAGGCACAUGAUGCGCGGCGGCGCAUAAACACGCUGAAUAAAAUCUAGUUUACUGGAGCACACAAACCGACACGUGUGCAACAGGUGUUCGGCAUCCUGAGAGAGAAGAAGAGGAUUAAUGAGCCACGCCGCCGGGUAAAAAGAUAGAGAGCAGGUCAGUCUGUCGCUCAGGUGAAGAACAAUAAUGGAGUGAGUUUUAUUUCAACAUGUGACGACGGCAGAUGAAACAUGCGUGUAAACGGGAGCAGAUCUUGUUUUUGACCGACUCGGGGGAUGUGGAGCGUUAACUGAGCUGUCCCACUCAGUGAACCGGGUGACUGAGACGAUCUGAGGCUUUGUGCAGACAAUGCUGAGCCUGUCCGAGCGGUGAACCGAUCAGAUCACACAACCACAGGAGGGAGUCGUCCAGUGCGCAGCGGUCAUGGUGGUGGAGGGGGACCGGACGCUGCUCGCCGCCAGGCAGGGGGACGUGCAGGCGCUCAAGGUGCAACUAGCGGCGAAGGCGCUCACCGGCGACGUCAGGGACGUGCUGGGGGCCACCCCGGUCCACCACGCAGCCCGGGCGGGGAGACUGGCCUGCCUGCGGUUCCUGGUGGAGGAGGCAGGGCUGCCGGGCAACUGCGUGGCGAACAACGGGGCGAGCCCGGCGCAUGACGCAGCAGCCACCGGCAACCUGGCCUGCCUGCAGUGGCUGCUGACCCAGGGUGGCUGUCGGCCGGAGCACAGGGACAGUUCUGGUGCCACCGUUCUCCACCUUUCGUCCCGCUUCAGUCACCACGAGGUCACUGACUGGCUGCUGAAGAGCGGCGAGGGGGACCCCGGGGCCUCCACCGAUACAGGCGCCCUACCUGUUCACUAUGCUGCUGCCAAGGGAGACCUGCCCUCUCUCCGACUGCUACUGGGGCACAGCCCAAAUGUUGUCAACUCCCAAACUAAGAAUGGUGCCACGCCGCUCUACCUGGCCUGCCAGGAGGGCCAUCUGGAGGUUGUCCAGUACCUGGCCAAGGAUUGUGGGGCAGAUCCGAGCAUCAGAGCCAACGACGGGAUGACGCCUCUGCAUGCUGCUGCCCAGAUGGGCCACAACACAGUCAUCGUCUGGCUGAUGAGCUUCACAGAGAUCAGCCUGACAGACAGGGAUAGUGAUGGGGCCACAGCCAUGCACUUUGCAGCCAGUCGGGGCCACGCAAAGGUGCUCAGCUGGCUGCUGCUGCACGGUGGAGAGAUCGUCACCGACAACUGGGGAGGGACCCCGCUUCACGACGCUGCAGAGAACGGGGAACUGGAGUGCUGUCAGAUCCUUGUGGUCAAUGGGGUGGACCUUGGCAUCAGUGACCAGGACGGCUUCACAGCAGCAGACCUGGCUGAAUACAACGGCCACUCCCAGUGUGCCAAGUAUCUGCGCACUGUGGAGAACAUGAGCGUGGAGCAUCGUGUUUUGUCGCGGGACCCCUCAACGGACCUCGAGUACAAGCAGCCUGACUCGGGCCUCUCGUCCCCAAACACCACCAUGCCCCCCGCUGGCCAGGCGGCACACUUUGAAAUCAAUUCACCAUCCAGCUCCCUGUCCAACUACGACUCAGCCAACUCCAGCCAGUCCAGCACCGGGGAGAAGAGGAGCAGCUUAACCACGUCACGGGGCCCGCCCACUCAGCUGAACACUGUUGCACACACAGGUGCAACGGAGUCGGCCAUUUCCGACAUGCAGGCCUAUAUGGACAUGUUAAACCCAGACAUUGGCACUGAUCCGCCAAAGAAGAGUGAGAUGCCUGCCGAUGCCGCCUCCAAGCCCCCGCCCCCACCGACCUAUCCACCCCCACUUCCCCCACAGACUCCCCCAGCGCCCCCUCCGCCUCCAAGCUACCCGGCGCCUCUGCCCCCCAAGGAGCCGUCGUCCGCCGAGUUCCUGAAGGUGAAAGGCAACUUGCGGCACGUGGAGCGCAAGAGCAGCAAGAGGGAGCUAACUCCAGGAGAAGGCCACGACAAACUGCGGCGUGUCGACUCAAACAGGAAGUCGAGGAGCUUCAGCAAGCAGCCCAGCACUGGGGACUAUUACAAGGCCCUGGGCAGCGACGCAGCCGAGCCCCGCGGCAGCAAAGGCAUGGCGCCCAACGAGGAGGGCUCCGUGUUAUUGGAGGAGCCUACCGAAAGCCCCGCCCACAGCUCGGAGAAUGGCACCACAGACGAAUCGAUCCCUCCCCCACCUCCUCCGCCUCCGCCCCCUCUUCCGCCGAGCAACCCGACGCCAACACCCCCUCCGCCUCCUCCGCUGCCCCCGGAGACGCCAGCCGCCCAGAAUCACUCUACCAGUUGCAGCUCCACCAACCAGCGACGCCCUUCAUCCUCAUCCGGAAGCACAAAAUCUUUCAACAUGAUGUCCCCCACCGGCGACAACUCGGAGCUGCUGGCAGAGAUCAAAGCAGGGAAGAGCCUCAAGCCCACACCUCACAGUAAAGGCUACACCACCGUGUUUUCCAGCGGCGGACCCAACAAUGGAAACACCGCAUCUCCACCAGACACGCGCACAUCCAGCCCACCACCAAAGCCGUCAUCCCCUCCACCAUCCAAUACGUCACCUUCGGUCACCUCCCCACCCACCACCCCUAGCCCCAGCCCCAGUCCAACUGGCUCAGGUUCCACCAGGACCAUGUCGAGCUCUGCGAGCAACGAGCAACUUUCCUCCAACUCUGUGAUCAACGGGAACAAUGGUGGCGGCGCAGGAGGAGCAGAUUCAGGGCGGAAGAUGUCCCUCGCAGACGUGGAGGCUCUAGUGCCCACUCAUGACGAACAGGGGAAAGCGAUCCCUGAAUGGAAGAGGCAGGUGAUGGUGCGAAAGCUUCAGGUCAAGAUGCAAGAGGAGGACGAGCACAAGCGCAAGGCCGAGGAGGAGGCUGCACGCCUGGCAUCGAUGCCGGCCUGGAGGAGAGACAUGAUGAAGAAGAAAAUGGACGAAGAGAGAUGUGACAGGGAACAAAAGAGAAAAGCUGAACAGGAGGCCAAGCAGGCCAAGGAGAUAGAAGAGAAGACGGAGCAGGAGCGACUACGGACCCUGGGCUACGACGAGACCAAGCUGGCACCCUGGCAGCGACAGAUCAUCCUGAAGAAAGGGGACAUAGCCAAACAGUGAACUUGGCCCUCUCCCCCUCCUUUGUCCCUCAGCACUCCCCCACCCCAAGGCCUUCACUGAGCACCUCUCCCUCCCUGAUCCUCCUCCCUGCACUGCACACUGGACAGUAGGGAAGAGCGUGUCCCCUCUCCAGGACCAUGCUGUGGUUCCGGCUGUGAGGCUCAACUCAUGUGAAACAGCAGUGAAACACCUCCAAUGAAAGUCUCAUGGACACAAACUUUUCGUCUCUUAGCGCUAACGAUAGCUGUGACAUGCACUGAUUUUCCUCGCUUAAGACAUCUGCUCUAAAUGCAUGUGUCCUUGACUAAAUUAAGAUUAUCUGUAGUAUCUGUAUAUUUGCUGCAAAUCCUCACUUUCCUGCAAAUCAAUAGAAGCUUUUUUUUCAUGUAGAUGAUUUACUCAGACAAAGACGUGUGAUAGAUGGAGGUUAUGGGGAAAAGCCUGUCACCACAUGUAUAUUUCCCCUUUAUUAGCCACAGUCACCAUUAUGUAAUGGAUGGAAAAGUAGCUCUGCAUCAGUUGUGUCAUCUAGUGAUGACAUGGACAUGCUCAAUAAAGACUUAUUAAAUCCUGAAGCAGCUAAUGCAUUCUGUAUGUAGUCGAUAUCACAUCUUUAUCAUGUUAUAUAACUAGUCAUGAGAUUUUUGUAUCGAGCAUAGAAGCACUUUCUGAAUGGCUUGGUUUUACUGCCAGAGUUGUAAUCCUAACACUGCUCACACUAAUCUGUUUCUUUAGAUAAGCUAGUUGUCAUUUCUCUGUGGAUCUGGAACAUUGAUAUCAAUGUAUAUCCUAUUUUAAAUAAUGUAAAGAUGAUCUAGCUGUGCAAAUUGAAUUUUAUUAAUCACCACUGGACGGAAGCUCCAAUGUUCCAGUUGAAUUUUUCUAUGUGUGACCUCAAUGUUGCGCUGUGGUGAUCAUGAAUGUGAAACGUUGUGUGCAUGUGUAAUGUGGUGAUGUAUCAUUAGGCACAUUCGAGCCCCAGAGGACCCAGGAUUUUCAGUAAAUAACAAAAAGAAAAACA
This is a messenger RNA of Acanthopagrus latus (yellowfin seabream), 4523 nucleotides long. RefSeq names its product espin (gene espn). Gene Ontology annotation, molecular function: actin filament binding. Gene Ontology annotation, cellular component: cytoplasm. The transcript has 14 exons. The coding region runs from base 800 to 3502 and encodes 900 amino acids. NCBI's taxonomy places the organism in Eukaryota, Metazoa, Chordata, Actinopteri, Spariformes, Sparidae. Gene Ontology annotation, biological process: actin filament bundle assembly. The record is from RefSeq and is a predicted model, not a curated record.